CCAUCAUCAGCCUGUCCUUAUUAAUUCAUUGAGGAGCUUGCCCAGCUUCAUUGUCCGUCACUGUUCAAUGAGCCUGCUGUGACAGUCGGUCUUUUUCUUUAUUUCUAACACCUUAUACCUGGUGUACUGUCCAUCCCUCACGACUGCCACCAUGACUGAACAAGACAACAAUGCAGAAUCAUAUGACGCAACAAAGCGGCAGCAAACCAGUUCCAGCUCGCAAGUCCUAAAUGAUAUUGUGUCAGGAUCUAAUUUUGAUCAUGAAGAAGUUGACAGGCUGUGGAAACGCUUCAUGAAGUUGGAUAGAGAUAAAUCUGGCACUAUCGAGCGUGAUGAAUUCCUUUCCCUCCCACAAGUCUCUUCGAACCCGCUUUCAACCCGAAUGAUAGCCAUCUUUGACGAAGACGGCGGUGGUGAUGUCGAUUUCCAAGAAUUUGUGUCCGGCCUAUCAGCGUUCAGCUCAAAGGGCAACAAAGAGGAGAAACUCCGUUUCGCAUUCAAAGUAUACGAUAUCGACCGCGACGGUUUUAUUUCCAACGGAGAAUUGUUCAUUGUAUUGAAGAUGAUGGUGGGAAGUAAUUUGAAGGAUAUGCAGCUACAGCAGAUUGUUGACAAGACGAUCAUGGAAGCUGAUUUGGACGGCGACGGGAGAAUAAGUUUCGAGGAAUUUACAAGGAUGGUGGAAAAUACAGAUGUUAGUAUGAGUAUGACAUUGGAUCAAUUCUAAGCACCUUUGGCGGAAAGUUCUCGGCAUAAGUCUGAUUGGCAUGGCUAUGUGCUCUUUCAUGCUUGAACAAAUGAUAUCCUUUGAUGAACCUUGCCCUAUGUUGUUUUUACGCCGUGCAAACUGAGGAUCGAAACCCAGCAUUAAGAGCACCGGGCGGUCCAGGAUACGACCCUUAAUGAACUGGAUUUAUUAGACGAACCUGAAUGUUAUCGCAUGUUUCUUGUGGAACUUGACGAAUUUUCUCAGCCACUUCCAACUUGCUCUUCAGCUCUAUCUAACAAAUAUUGAUAUGUUCUUGCCCGGAGUAACCUGCAAUCAAGUAACACAAGAUAGGCUGUCAGUUGCUUGGGAAUUGGCGUAUCGACUUGGAUUAGCUAUGUUUUCUUCUAUGGACUGACAAUAGCGUGAUCAUUGAAGUUGAAUAUGAGAACCCGGCAAUUUUACAUGCCCAACUAGGCUACUAACGAAGGUGUCCGGAAUGUUUGUUUGCUAGUCCGGUUCGCAAUCGACUCCUACCUGGCACCAACGAAGCCUUCUUUUGUAUGUCAUACCACAGCUCCGUACGGCGUACGGCUUAUCCAUAAAAUAAACCGACUUACAAUCC
Messenger RNA from Coccidioides immitis RS, 1331 nucleotides. Its product is annotated as calcineurin subunit B, variant. Gene Ontology annotation, molecular function: calcium ion binding; calcium-dependent protein serine/threonine phosphatase regulator activity. The record is from RefSeq and is a predicted model, not a curated record. The coding region runs from base 152 to 727 and encodes 191 amino acids. NCBI's taxonomy places the organism in Eukaryota, Fungi, Ascomycota, Eurotiomycetes, Onygenales, Onygenaceae. The transcript has 5 exons.